AGCCAGCAAUUUAUGAAAUUAUCGUGCCAAUGAUGGCAGCUGAGUAUGGUUCAGAUGAUGGUGUUAUUGCUACCAAUGAUGAUGCAACAAGUUGCAAGGCUUGUGCUGUAUCCCUAGGCUAUUGGAAGGACCCAUACCUCCCUCACGUUUACCCAGCUGCUCCUGACAGACGCCCUCCUGAAAUAAACAGAGGGUUCUACGCCAGAACUCAUUCAAUAUUCUUGCUUAUCCAGAAAUUCAUCCAGGUCACAAAAGGCGACUGUCAGAUAGUCAACCUCGGUGCUGGGUUUGACACUCUCUUCUGGCGACUUAAGAGUGCCGGUCACACACCUGUCCGCUUCAUAGAACUAGACUUCUCUGAGGUGACUGCUAAGAAAACUCACUACAUCCAACGAUCCAAAGCCCUACUGCAAGCUAUAUCUGAUGAUGACUAUGACAUCAAGCUAAACCGGAACAACCUGCACGGCUUCAGGUACAAGCUCAUGAGCACAGAUCUGCGGGUCCUAUCUGAAGUGGAGGCCAAGCUGGAAGAGAGUGAAAUUGACUACAGUUUGCCCACAGCCUUCAUUGCAGAGUGUGUGCUCGUCUACAUGUGCCCCACUAAGUCGUCACAGUUGCUCAACUGGAUCGCUAAAAAGUUCAAGUCUGCAUUUUUCAUCAAUUACGAAAUGGUGAACCUUGGUGAUCGCUUUGGUGAGGUGAUGCUCUCAAACCUGCGGUCACGGCACUGUGACCUGCAGGGCGCCGCUGCCUGCGCCACACUGCAAUCUCAGGAAGACAGGUUUGUGCAAGAGGGCUGGGCGGGAGCUGAAGCAACCGACAUGAUGGGGCUGUGGGAGAGGCUGCCUCGAGCUGACGUGUCUCGCGUGAUGCGCCUCGAGAUGCUCGAUGAAAACGAGCUGCUCACUCAGCUCUUCUCGCACUACUGCAUCACCACGGCCUGGACCGACACCAGAUGGACCGAGAUUACUCUUUAAUUUCUAACGCGUUGUAGCUUCGUGCCGUGCUGUGGUCUGGCGCAUCUCAUACGCCUUCUGCACAAUAUUCACUUCUUCCGACAUUUAUUUAAAUUAAGGGAUUUCUUAUGUAGGUAUUUGCUAUUGUUAUUAGUUCCGAAAUCUUAAUUAUUAGUUCCGGCAUAUCAGUUAUUGGGCUGGCAUCCGUGAAAUGGAGUUAAGUCCCCCCCUUUUUACUCGCUGUAACGUAGUUUAAAUUAAUUAAAUCAAGUGCCAUGAGACGCCGAAGGAGAAAUUAAGACAAUCAUCAUUCAGCCGAUGCAAAGAAUUUAUCUCGGCAUAAUCUUGUUGCUUAUUUGAAAUGUGGCUGGAGAAUCAAACUUCAAUUCUAGGUUUUACUUUCGCUGGUCCAGUAUGUUGAAUAUGGACGUGUUAAUUAACAUUUCAGGGAAAAGAAACGUGAAAUUUUCUUUCUUAAUUUAAUGGCGAGAAUUUAAUUUAAUUUAACUUUAA
This is a messenger RNA of Hyalella azteca, 1469 nucleotides long. RefSeq names its product leucine carboxyl methyltransferase 1. NCBI's taxonomy places the organism in Eukaryota, Metazoa, Arthropoda, Malacostraca, Amphipoda, Hyalellidae. Gene Ontology annotation, cellular component: cytosol. The coding region runs from base 30 to 977 and encodes 315 amino acids. Gene Ontology annotation, molecular function: protein C-terminal leucine carboxyl O-methyltransferase activity. The transcript has 6 exons. Gene Ontology annotation, biological process: C-terminal protein methylation. The record is from RefSeq and is a predicted model, not a curated record.